Messenger RNA from Capsicum annuum, 714 nucleotides. RefSeq names its product probable LRR receptor-like serine/threonine-protein kinase At3g47570. Gene Ontology annotation, molecular function: protein binding; ATP binding; protein kinase activity. Gene Ontology annotation, biological process: protein phosphorylation. The record is from RefSeq and is a predicted model, not a curated record. Bases 1 to 714 code for a protein of 237 amino acids. Lineage: Eukaryota; Viridiplantae; Streptophyta; Magnoliopsida; Solanales; Solanaceae. The transcript has a single exon.
AUGGUAGGUUUGGAAUUCCUAGACCUUUCUCAUAACAAUAUAUCUGGACUUAUUCCCAAGUCUUUGGAGAAACUUCAAUACCUCAAGUAUUUCAAUGUUUCUUACGACAAAUUGUAUGGUGAAAUACCCUCGGAAGGUCCUUUCAAGAACCUAUCGAGUCAGUUGUUCAUCCACAAUGAAGCAUUGUGUAGUUCUUCAAGAUUUAGUGUCCCGGCAUGCCCCACUUCAUCAAAGCACAGAUCAAAUAGGAAAAAAUUGCUAGUUCUAUUUCUUUUGCUAGGACUAGCACUUUUAUUUGUUCCUAUCACUUUUGUGUUUAUAUGGAUAAGGUAUAGAAGAGGUAAAAGAGCUCCUCAACAAGCAGAUGCAUUGUCUGCCAUAACAAGAGAAAGAAUUUCAUACUAUGAAUUGCUACAAGCAACUAAUGCACUUAUGGAGAGCAAUCUGAUUGGUUCUGGAAGUUUUGGCUCUGUUAACAAAGGCGUUCUCAGAAGUGGAACUGCCAUUGCAGUUAAAGUGUUCAAUCUGCAACUAGAUGCGACAUUCAGGAGCUUUGAUACAGAAUGUGAAGUUCUGCACAGCCUUCGCCAUAGGAAUCUCGUAAAAGUCAUCACUAGUUGUUCCAACCUUGAUUUUAAGGCUUUAGUGCUCGAGUAUAUGCCUAAUGGAAGUCUUGAGAAGUAUUUGUACUCACACAACUACUUCCUCGACUAA